Messenger RNA from Aphanomyces astaci, 273 nucleotides. RefSeq lists its product as hypothetical. The coding region runs from base 1 to 273 and encodes 90 amino acids. The record is from RefSeq and is a predicted model, not a curated record. NCBI's taxonomy places the organism in Eukaryota, Oomycota, Saprolegniomycetes, Saprolegniales, Verrucalvaceae. The transcript has a single exon.
AUGAAGUACUCCCUCCUCAGUGUCAUUGCCCUCUUCGCGGCAUCAGCCACCGCCCAAACCAACAACGCCAUCGCGGGCAUCGACGAUCGCGCUCGUUCGCUCCACGAGGUGUCUGAACCCGAAGGCGAUGCCGACGUCAACGCCACCGCCAAGGUGACUCUACCCAGAGGCGAUGCCGACAUCCUCGCUUGCCAGCAACAAAACACCAACUACAUCCCGUCUCUCAAGGCCGGACAGUACGUGUUGUGUCUGCCGGUCCUGAACUGGCAGUGA